Chlorocebus sabaeus (green monkey) is the source of this 3388-nucleotide messenger RNA. It is a transcript of the gene RAB11FIP4, whose product is annotated as RAB11 family interacting protein 4. The record is from RefSeq and is a predicted model, not a curated record. NCBI's taxonomy places the organism in Eukaryota, Metazoa, Chordata, Mammalia, Primates, Cercopithecidae. Gene Ontology annotation, molecular function: calcium ion binding. Gene Ontology annotation, biological process: regulation of cytokinesis; endocytic recycling. Gene Ontology annotation, cellular component: recycling endosome membrane; cleavage furrow; midbody.
GGGCUGCGGCGCCGCUGCUGACACUGAUCGGCCGCGGCCGCCACCGGGCGGAGGCUGCGCGGCGCAGACCCAGGCGGGCGGCUCCGGAGGGCGCGCGGCGAUGGCGGCGGCGGGAGGGCGGCGGGUUUGGCGGGCGAGGGGUCCGGGCUGAGCUGCGGGCCGGCCCGGAUGGCGGGCGGCGCGGGCUGGGCGGGCGCCCCCGCGGCUCUGCUGCGCUCCGUGCGCCGCCUGCGCGAGGUGUUCGAGGUGUGCGGCCGCGACCCCGACGGCUUCCUGCGCGUGGAACGCGUCGCGGCGCUCGGACUGCGCUUCGGCCAGGGCGAGGAGGUGGAAAAACUUGUGAAAUAUUUGGAUCCCAACGACCUGGGGAGAAUCAACUUCAAGGACUUUUGCCGGGGGGUGUUCGCCAUGAAAGGGUGCGAGGAGCUUCUGAAGGAUGUGCUAUCGGUGGAGAGCGCCGGGACUCUGCCGUGCGCGCCAGAGAUCCCAGACUGCGUGGAGCAGGGCAGCGAAGUCACAGGCCCCACCUUUGCUGAUGGCGAGCUCAUCCCCAGGGAGCCCAGUUUUUUUCCCGAGGACGAGGAGGAGGCUAUGACGCUGGCGCCACCUGAGGGCCCCCAGGAGUUGGACACGGACAGCCCCAUGGAGAGCCCUCAGAGCCUGGAGGGGUCUGUCGGGAGUCCUGCCGAGAAGGACGGGGGACUUGGGGGCCUGUUUCUGCCAGAGGACAAGUCCCUGGUCCACACUCCAUCCAUGACGACCUCAGACCUUUCUACACACUCCACCACCUCACUUAUCAGCAAUGAGGAGCAGUUUGAAGACUACGGGGAGGGUGACGACGUGGACUGCGCCCCCAGCAGCCCUUGCCCCGAUGAUGAGACCAGGACCAACGUCUACUCGGACCUGGGGUCUUCGGUGUCUUCCAGUGCGGGGCAGACGCCUAGGAAAAUGCGGCAUGUGUACAACAGCGAAUUGCUAGAUGUUUACUGCUCUCAAUGCUGCAAGAAAAUCAACCUGCUCAAUGACUUGGAAGCCCGACUGAAAAACCUGAAGGCCAACAGCCCCAACCGAAAGAUCUCCAGUACAGCCUUUGGACGGCAGCUCAUGCACAGCAGCAACUUCAGCAGCAGCAACGGCAGCACCGAAGACCUGUUCCGGGACAGCAUUGACUCCUGUGACAAUGACAUCACAGAGAAGGUAAGCUUCCUGGAAAAGAAGGUGACAGAGCUGGAGAAUGACAGCCUGACCAAUGGGGACCUGAAGAGCAAGCUGAAGCAAGAGAACACGCAGCUGGUGCACAGGGUGCAUGAGCUGGAGGAGAUGGUGAAGGAUCAGGAGACCACAGCCGAGCAGGCGCUGGAGGAGGAGGCGCGGCGCCACCGCGAGGCCUACAGCAAGCUGGAGAGGGAGAAGGCCACCGAGGUGGAGCUGCUCAAUGCCAGGGUGCAGCAGUUGGAGGAAGAAAAUACAGAGCUUAGAACAACAGUGACUCGGCUCAAGUCUCAAACAGAGAAACUGGACGAGGAGCGGCAGCGCAUGUCUGACCGUCUGGAGGACACCAGCCUGCGGCUCAAAGAUGAGAUGGACCUGUACAAGCGCAUGAUGGACAAGCUGCGGCAGAACCGCCUCGAGUUCCAGAAGGAGCGGGAGGCGACGCAGGAGCUCAUCGAAGACUUGCGGAAGGAGCUGGAGCACCUGCAGAUGUACAAGCUGGACUGCGAGCGGCCAGGAAGGGGCCGCAGUGCCUCCUCUGGCCUAGGCGAGUUCAAUGCCAGGGCCCGCGAGGUGGAGCUCGAGCACGAGGUCAAGCGGCUCAAGCAGGAGAAUUAUAAGCUGCGGGAUCAGAAUGAUGACUUGAAUGGGCAGAUCUUGAGCCUCAGCCUCUACGAAGCAAAAAACCUCUUUGCUGCCCAGACUAAAGCCCAGUCUCUGGCUGCGGAGAUAGACACUGCCUCGCGUGAUGAGCUAAUGGAAGCCCUCAAGGAGCAGGAGGAGAUCAACUUCCGGCUGAGGCAGUACAUGGACAAGAUUAUCCUCGCCAUCCUGGACCACAACCCUUCCAUCCUCGAGAUAAAACACUAAGGCACGGGGCUGGCUGCAGAGCAGCCUUAGGACCCUGGAACCAAGGGGCAGACCCUGCCCAAGGAUGCAGGCCUAAGCCGGGCCUCACACUCACAGUGUAAAUGUCUCUCUGGCCACCGUGCGUUACGUGUACCUGUGUAUAUAUGUGGGGAGGCUGUGCACACGAGCGAGGGGUGAGUGGCCAUGGCUGUGGGCAGCAUCCACACGGUUAGCCGUGCAUGCACUUUGUGGCCCCUUUGCAAGGGGCGGAGGGUACUGGAAGUGGGAGGGGGCAAGGUCUGCUAUCAGGAGUUACUGUAAAAACAAGAACUGGAAGCUCGUGUUUCUGGUACUGGGUAAAAUGAUUCUACCUCUGGGGAUAAGGAUCCACAUUCGCUCUAGUAUGAUGGGCUUUCACCCCACUCCUAGUCCCCUGGGCGUGGGAGCAAAAUUGUGAUCUUUCCUAGGAGUUCGAAUGCCCCAUAUUUGUGUCCUCGCCAGCUCUUUGGCCACCUUUCAAGCCCCGGUGUUCAAGCUCAGAGAGGAUGAAGGGGCAUCUGGAGGGUCCACGAGAUGGGGCCCUCACCAAACGCCUUGGCCGCCGGCCGGCAGCCCUCUGUAAUGUGUGUGCAGAGUGAACAGAGGACUCAGGUUUCAGAGGAGCUAGUGCAGAGCACCCUCAUCCUGUAGAGUUCAUGCACUCCCCAUCCGUGCUACCUACCUCCCCGUUUCUGUUUCGGUUUUAAGACAAUGAAGCAGCAUUCACUGGGUGUAACAUGAAGGGAUAAAAACGAAGGAGAAAGAGAGUUUGGGAUGGGAUGUCUAAGGCAGGAGUUGACAUCAGGCAACCAAAGAAAUGAGUUUUGGGGAGGAACACAACUCCCAUCCCAGUUUCCUUCCCAUGGCUGCAUGUUAAGAUGCAUGCAUGGAGAGACCAUCUUCCUAGCUUCCUGUCUUCAUUCUCCACACAGCCUGGUGAUGGCAGGCCUGGGUUUGGAUUUCAGAAUCUGAGCUCCGGGCUCCACUCAUGUGGCAGCAAGACCGCUUCGUUCCAGCAUUUAGAAACACACCUGUGUUUGCUUCUCAGUCAUGGGAGCGCUCGCUGCACUGGUGGGAGGUGGUUGGGAAAGUUGCAGGAAAACCUUAGUCUUCCAUCCUUCCGAUCCAUGGUGGAAAUUCACGCCAUGGAUUUUUAAUGGAUCUUUUGUUCUAGGCAGCUGGGAAUAGACAUGGUACUUACCUUAGGGUUUUCCAAUUUAUCUCAAUUUUAUAUGGCUUGUGAUUCAUUUUCUUAAUCCAAAUAUAUAUAAACGUGUGUGGUCUUAUU